GCUUCGAAAAUGGCCAACAUCUUGCCAGAUUAUUGACUUUCUUCUUCUCUGCUCCACACAGCACCCUUCGAUUACAAUCCCAUCCGAUCCUUUCUUCGUCUCAGUUCUCUGUGCCGCAAUCCUUUCAAUUUCGGUUCCCAGCCAGACGCUCACCAUUCAAGUUCUUCCCUUUUCACCUCAUCCCCAGCUUGUUGCCGUCGAUUCUCAUCCAUAGUGGAGUCGGUGCAGCGCAGCUAGUCCUCGCCGCCCGCAGGGAUCUGACCCACCCUCAACGGAAGUAAAUCCGAAACGCUUCCCGGUAUUUGACCGGUACCGGUACGUACCGUACCCAAAGGAAAACCGGUACCAUGGCCGGUACGGUAUUCAAAACCUUAUUUGAACAUUCAAAUUCAAGUAGGGAAGAAAGAGAAGAAAAAACAAGAGACGCUUGAUUUAUCUGCUGCAUCUCUUCUGUUGUCGUGACGUUGAUCGCGAUCAAGAUCGUUACCGGGUAUUGGGUUUCUCCAAUUUUCUUUCUUUUGGGCUGGCAAACCAUUUGUGAAGUUUCCAAGGGCUUUAUUAUUAUUUAGUUAUGGAGGAACAACAGCAGCAGAAGAAGAAUAAGUACAGCAUCAUCGUCCCCACUUAUAACGAGCGCCUCAACAUCGCCCUCCUUGUCUAUCUUGUCUUUAAGCACCUCCCGGAUGUUGAUUUUGAAAUGAUAAUAGUGGAUGAUGGAAGUCCCGACAGAACUCAAGAUGUCGUCAAAACGUUGCAGGAGGUGUACGGAGAAGAUCGCAUUCUGUUGAGAGCUAGACCUAAGAAGCUUGGGUUAGGUACCGCGUAUGUCCAUGGUUUGAAGCAUGCUUCAGGGAAUUUCGUAGUGAUCAUGGAUGCUGACUUAUCGCACCACCCAAAGUACCUGCCAAGUUUUAUCAAGAAGCAGAUGGAGACUGGUGCAAGUAUAGUUACUGGAACCCGGUAUAUCAAAGGUGGUGGUGUGCAUGGGUGGAAUCUGAAGCGCAAAUUGACUAGUAGGGGAGCUAAUGUCCUUGCACAGACACUUCUUUGGCCUGGUGUAUCCGAUUUGACUGGAUCUUUCCGGCUAUACAAGAAAUCUGUGCUUGAAGAUAUCAUAAGCACUUGUGUUAGCAAGGGAUACGUUUUCCAGAUGGAGAUAAUUGUUAGGGCUUCACGGAAAGGAUACCAUAUUGAAGAGGUUCCAAUUACUUUUGUGGAUAGGGUGUAUGGAAGUUCAAAGCUCGGAGGAUCAGAAAUAGUAGAAUAUCUCAAGGGCCUCGUGUAUCUUCUGGUUUCAACUUGAAAUAGAGUGGAGAUUGUUACUCACACCACAUUUUACUUGCGGAAGAUUUGUUUGCCUAGUUACAAAUUUUGGCAUAAUUGAUGCAGUUAUAUUUUUUCUUUUUUUUGAAUGGCAAGAUUGAUGCAGUUAAUCUGAUCAGCAAACAAUAGCAUCUUGUCUACAUUUUGCUUAAAAUAUUGGCAGGAUUUUUAUUUGUACCCUCAUUCAUAAAGUGCUUCCUCUGUGAAAAAUACUCCUACAUGUUCUAUUAUUUUGUGACAUAUUUGUGAA
Molecule: messenger RNA, 1573 nt
Organism: Rhododendron vialii
Lineage: Eukaryota; Viridiplantae; Streptophyta; Magnoliopsida; Ericales; Ericaceae
Product: dolichol-phosphate mannosyltransferase subunit 1
Exons: 11
Coding region: 572-1303 (243 amino acids)
Biological process (GO): protein O-linked glycosylation via mannose; GPI anchor biosynthetic process
Cellular component (GO): endoplasmic reticulum membrane
Molecular function (GO): dolichyl-phosphate beta-D-mannosyltransferase activity
Source: RefSeq, a predicted model, not a curated record